AUGGGUGAAGCGCAUGCAGUGCUCGCCGGACCCAGGCGCCUGCGCGUGCUCGAGCCCGAGGAGGAGAAGCCGGGGCAGUGGUUCUGGGUGAACUACUUCCAGCAGCUGGGGAGAGUGACGUGGGCGGUCUUCCUGGACGGCUUCCAGGACGACUUCUACUUGUGCGGCGAGUGCCCCGUGGACCUCGCCGAGCAGCUUCGUGCCCUCCUCGAUCCAGACCUGGUUCAGGUCGUGAAACGCACAGACUGGUACAUCCUUUUGAAGGGUUUCGAGAAUGCCGCCAGCUUCAUUGACACUCUGCUGAGCAAGGUGCUGGCCGACAUCGGCGCACGCAUCUACCGCAGGCAGCCUCUGGACGCCGACCGGCUCCUGGCGGAGGCAACGCAGGCGAGCUGCGCGGCGCAGCCCCAGGAGGACGCC
Molecule: messenger RNA, 420 nt
Organism: Prorocentrum cordatum
Lineage: Eukaryota; Dinophyceae; Prorocentrales; Prorocentraceae
Source: the annotation of a GenBank genome assembly